AACAGGUGUAUUUUUCUUGGCUGUUGCUUUUUUUUUUCGGCUUGGCUUCAAAAAGCUCCCUGACAAGUGAAAGAUUUUCUGGAGCCGCUUCAUUUUAUUGCUUUGUUUUUUUGAUUCUUAUGCUACUCGACCAACUCCCUCCCGAACUUUUAUGGUGUGUUUUUCACGGGUUAACUUAUGACGACCUUGAUACCCUUCUUCAUUUCGAUUUCUUGGCUCCACUAGUCCGGCAUUACCUUCAUCGCCACUACCGCUUUCAUUACAAGAUUGCAUCGUUACUGCGGUUGUUCGAAUCAUUGACUCCCACGGAACGACACAAAGAUGAAACCCGAAAAGCCAUGGCGACCCAGUUGCUGCACUUCAUAACAACUCUUGUUGAAAAACGUCCCAAAUAUGAGCACCGAAACACUUUUACGGACCUACUGGAUACUUUGCACCAUCUUGUGUUGCGAAGAGUACUGUCACCGGAUUUGCGAUCCACACUGGAACACGAUUAUGCUUCUCUUUGUCUUGAAAUACGUCACAUCUACCUUCACACUUCCUCCAUUCGUGUCCUUCAUGAUCCCAAAUACCGGAGGCGAAGUACCAAAUACCCCUUGGCACCAUUUUUGCCGAGAGAUUUUACUAGUGUGUGGCGUAGCCACUGUGCAAGAGGGGUUGAAAUGUUGAAUGGUCCGGGUCUGGACGCUGAAUUGUUGGCUUGGCGGGAAACGCGGUUAAGAUUUGCUCAAUUUUUUGGAGCGUUAUUUGAAGUGACGAGUCUUUACCUUGAAUCGAAUUUGGACGGUACCUUUGACGAAUGUCUGCGUGAAGCGUUGGUAACGGGGGAUGUGGAAAGUUUGCUCGUGCUGUGUGUGGCGGCUGACCGACCGGUCGACGUGGAAGCCAUGUGCACCAUGGUCACGCAUGCCGGUGAACAACUGUGGAGUUACCUUGACACCAUGGAAGAUUGGAUGACCACCGAUCCCACUCCACAACAAGCAGCGCCACUGGAACAAUUAGAACAUCAAACCGACCAACUCAUUGAAUCCCCACCCGAAUGGCUUUUACAAGAUCGAUAUAAAAUUCACUCGGAUGCGAAAUUACGCCUCAAGGUAAAAAAAUUCAGAACCACGAUAUGUUACCAUCGUAACUCAUUUUUAAUAUAGUUAAUGGAUCGUUUAUAUAAACAUGGCUGGGAUUGGUUUCACUGAAGCAGGUCUUUUUAAUGAAUACUUGUCCAACAUUUUAUAACAUAGUCCGUCAUCCCAAAAUACAACAAAGAUCGACACCAACGGCAGAGAAAUUUUGUAACCCCUACCCUAAGGCUGCAUGAAUUUUUUCAGUGACUUUGAAUUGGAAAUGGAGCAUUUUUUUUUUUUCCUUUUUUUUCCUUCCCGUCUUCCAUGCGGGGCAUUGGUCAAAGGUUCUAUCUAUUUUCGUUCGUCC
Molecule: messenger RNA, 1428 nt
Organism: Radiomyces spectabilis
Lineage: Eukaryota; Fungi; Mucoromycota; Mucoromycetes; Mucorales; Radiomycetaceae
Exons: 2
Coding region: 120-1148 (342 amino acids)
Source: RefSeq, a predicted model, not a curated record